Anastrepha obliqua is the source of this 5146-nucleotide messenger RNA. Its product is annotated as eukaryotic translation initiation factor 4E transporter. Lineage: Eukaryota; Metazoa; Arthropoda; Insecta; Diptera; Tephritidae. The coding region runs from base 493 to 4839 and encodes 1448 amino acids. Gene Ontology annotation, cellular component: cytoplasm; nucleus. The transcript is spliced from 7 exons. The record is from RefSeq and is a predicted model, not a curated record. Gene Ontology annotation, biological process: negative regulation of translation. Gene Ontology annotation, molecular function: mRNA binding.
CUAUUCGAUUUGUUUCGUUUCAUAUAUCGCUUUACUUUUUACGUUCGUGGGGAGUAGGAUAUAUCGUUUAGUUCGAGAAAGUAAAACGUAUUUUGUUUAUUCAGUCCUGUGCAUAAAUAACUAUUAUACCUCGAGAGGAAAAUACAAUUUAAUACUGGCGAAUGACACGCUACUCUUACUAUUGCCCUAUAUAGCUGAUGGGUUAUAAAUCCUCUGGAUUUAUAUGUAUACAAUUUGCAGCAAGCCAGUUCUCGACUUGUAUUUGUUCUUUAAAUGCCAAUAGUAAAAUUUUAUUUAUGCUGCCAAGAGAAUAAAUCUUAAACAAACAAGAAAUUGAUGUAAAGAGAAAAAAACUGAAAGUAGAGUAAUAAUUAAUUCUACAUUUAGUGAGAAUGAAAUAAAAUCGGUGAAAUAAAUAAUUCUUUGUAAAUAUAAAAAGUAUUCCAAUAAGCUAAAGACAAAUUUUAAUUAAUCUCCAUUCAAAUAAAAUAUAUGGAGAUGAGUUCGUCACCAACACCGCCGUUGGAUACGGCAAUUAACAGACACGUCCCUUUUAAAAGUUAUAAUUAUCCGUUAGCUGACUCCAAAUUUUCCAAUACCACUGUUUCUAUCUGUGAUACUAUCAAACGUUAUAGUAGAUCACAGCUCUUUGAUCUUCGCAACGAUUCACAUUCUCGUCGCCGACCUGAACCUAACCUACAAGCUGAUCUGCAGUCUCUUGGUAUAUGGAAAUUUAAUGCCAGUGGUAGCGUACAUCAAAAUGGGGUUAACGCAAGCAGUGAAGGAGCUUCGGUAUCUGCCAAUUUAUGUGGCGGUAGUCAUUCGGUACAAAUUUCAUCUACUUAUUUGAAUGUUCGUUCACAACGCUCCCCUUCAAGACGUGAAAUAAAUACGGCUGUAAACAUUACAAAUUCAUCAUACCAACAUAAUUUGUCUCAUCACAGCCUUCACAAGACUUACAUAGAUCAUCGUAGCAUUUCUUCGUCUCAUCUCAUGCCAGCGUUUGCGAAGAGGCGAAUAGCUGCUUCGUCCACAACCUCAAGUAAUGCAACAGGAAUGGUUCCCCAAAAUUUACCUGGAAGUGGAAAUUCUUCAUUUGGACCCAAUUCUCCUGUUGGUAUACGCUCGCAAACCCCAACAGAUGGAAAGGAUGGCAUAUUAUAUAGCAAUAUUUCUGGCGGAAGUAAUGGUAAUAUGAGACAACGCACUAAAGAACAAUUAUAUAAUUACCGACAAGGUGGAAGUACCACUGGCCAUAUUGUUGGAGAAGAUCACAACUUAUUCUUAUGUCCUCAACGAAAUGUAUUGGAUCAUGAUCGCGACCGAGAACAAGAGCUUCAGUCAAACAAUGGCCGCUUAUCUUCACCUGUUACACAAGGUUCCUCCAGACACAGUCACAAUAGCGUUGGUAUUGCCCAUGAACGACGAAUCGGAAGUGGUCGCUUACUUCCACGCGACGUCAACUGGGACUACCGUACUGUUCAAGAUAGAGACAAAAUCCUAAAUCUGAACUCUGUUUCCAUAUCGGAGAAAGACGCAUUACCAUUAACCCAUUUAGGACAGGCGCGAAGUGGUGGUCGGUACUCUGAUCGAACUCAUGAUCGCACUGCUGGAGGUAAUGGAUAUACGGAACGACGACCAUUUGAUCGUCGUGGUGGAGGUUGUGACGAUAAUUCUCGUGAUAAAUAUGAGCAUGUUAAUAGCACACUAUCACCCAAUGUCCAUAGUAGUAUAACAAGGAGAGAUAUGUACGGAUCAGAAUUAUCCACAAACCAGCAUACUGCAUCUCAUAACCGUAAUAGACGCAAUCACCAAUAUAACGAAAAAAAUGAAGAGCCAGAAUGGUUUAGUGGUGGACCAACAUCACAACAUGAUACGAUUGAAUUGCGAGGAUUUGAAGAAACUGACGAUCAUUACAAUGGCAACAUCAGUGGUAAUAACAAACGACCAACAUUAUCAGCAUCGUCACGAAAGAUAACUGAAAGUUCAUCAUCGCGAGCAAGUAGUACCUUGUCUACUUCGAAAGAACAAUUACAUGAAUCGCUUGACCAGGAUAAAGCAGUAAAUCGCAGCUUAAAUAUAUCUCCAAAUUCAUUAAAACCCUCUAAUAAUUUCGAACAUGGGGAUUCGCUGAAUAAAGAAGAAGGAAAAAAUAAUUUUAAGCGCAAUGGCGAUAGUAACAACAAUCAUAAUAAUUCAGAAAAAAAUAUAAAAAAUAAAUUAACUAUUGAUGUAGUCAUACCUGAUUUCUUGGAAGAAAAAAACGCAGCAACGCCAAAUAGUUCGAGUAACGUACGAGUUAAUACGAAAGAUUCGGAGUUUAAUUUUGACGCCUUCCUAAAUCCAAAUCUUGAUCCGCUUAAACAUUCGCUCAUGCGAGGAGAUAAUCCAAAUGGGGAUGAAAAUGAAGUAAUGGGUAGCUCACGAUUUAGUCGUUGGUUUGUAAAGAAAAAUGGAUCCAGUGGCACUCAAUCAUUGUCGGGCGGCAACAAUGGCAAUAACAUUACUUUGGGACUUCUUGAAGAUAAGAGUGAAGCUAAAAAUGAAACAAAUACUCUAAUGGAAUUUUUAAACAAACUGCCAACUUUGCCGGACCCACAGAAAGUACCCACCAUAACUAGUGUAGAGGAACUAGAAGCACGUAUGCGUAGUAUGAAUACUGGCACUGGAAUGUCGUCCAAUACUCCAACGACUGGGUCAGAAAUUCCAAAGAAAAAGGAUCAAGACCUGGCCCAAGAAAUAGGUCUUCCAAAUGCAACCGAACCGUUCAAUUGUGGACAACCUCAAGCAGGAGAGAUAGAAGCGUUCAAGAAGUUAUUAGAACAAUUAGGGUCUGGAAGCAAACAGCAGCAUACACAUCCUCAACAGCAUUUACCACCUUCCAAUUUACAAAUGAAUGUGUUAAUACCGCCGCAAAAUCGCACUGUGCCGGUACCUCCGCUGAAUGUUAUGCAGUUGGGAACUAUGAUGUCUGAUGCACAUUUGACCCAUCAGGGGUUAAUUAAGAAUGAUGAGUUGAAAAAAGUAAUGCAUCUACAAUCUCUUAACCAACAUCAUCAAAAUAAUGGAGAUAUUAACAAUGUGUCACAAUCACAACUCCAGUAUUUGUCAAGUUUGUUCGCAAAUCAACCACAAAAACUUUUGGAGGCACGGCAUAUAUACCAGUGUAUAACACGUGGUGAAAUACCAAUUCAUUUCUUGGAGCAAGAAAUGAACAAUCCAAAUGCUUCACCACAUGCCAAAGAAGUAAUAGCUGCAACUUUACGUGAGACGUCGGCUGGGUCUAUUUUAAACUGCAAUGUAUCACAGAGUCAGGCAUUAACUAAUUCAAUGCCAGGACAUCAACAGAAUCAUUCUCCUAUACCCUUGUGUCACAACGGACCGCCCAUGCCCAAUCAAACUCCAACAAAUACAUCGAGUGAUUCACUACAACAGCAACAGCUAUUACAACAAAUUCCGAAUUCUAAUGCUAUACUUCCAGGACAAACAGAUCUAAUCUCUCUUCUGCCAUUAACCCAGGCUUCAAAUCUUCAAACUACCCCGAAUCAACGAGAUUUACAAUUCCAUACGCAAACAAUAAUGCAAAACGCUAUGUUGAAGAAGAAAAUAGAGGAACAACAGCAGCAACAAAAAGAUUCUCUAAGAAGACGUCAGGAAAUUCAGAAGCAACCACAAGCGAACAUCUUGUCAGUACUAAAUGAAAUCGAUAUGCAACAAGUUCCAAUUUCUAAUAGCAUGCAACAACAACCAGCGGUUACCCAACAGCAGCCUCAUAUUCCGCAUACCUUGCAACAUCAGCAUCAACAAUCACGACAUAUUAACUCACCAACGCCGCUAGCCUUCACACCAACAUCAGUGCUUCGCAAGAUGACUGCCGAAAAAGAUAAUCCGAACACAAACACAACAACCCACAGUGCUACAAACGAUGUUAUACAGCAGCAAAACAAAAGUCUAACACAAACUACUUUUAUAAAUUCCCAAAAUACACAUCAGCAUAUGCAGCAUCAGCCAAUUACAACUCAGCCAAGAAUGAUACUUGGUGGUAACCACUCACAACAACAACUGCAAAUAAGUACCAAUAACCAGGUCCCUCCACAAUCUUUAGCUCAGAUAUCUCAGCAAAUACCGAUGCAGUCUUCACGAAAUACACUAGCUCCAAUGAAAUGGCCGUUACAUUUGGUAAAUCAAAACAUGAGUGCUAUUAAGCCAAUGGGGCGUCCAAUUUUGAAAGGUCCUUUGCCGCCACAACCAAGUAGCCAGCAACAUCAGCCGCAGCAAAUGCAGCAGAUAUCUCAACUGAUGUUUACUAAAUUAGAUUUUCAACAAAUGCAACAGCGGUUGAAAAAUAAUCAGACCACGCAGCAUAUGUUAAGCCAGUCUACACCUCAAUUUCCUCCACAUACAAUAGCGUCACCACAACCACCGAGCCAUAGUAAUCUCCUGACACAUGUACAACAACAGCAACAAAUGUAUCACCAACAACAACGUGCCCUAGCUUUGCAAAGACAUCAACAGCAACAACUUCACCUGCAGCAGCAAUUGCUCAAACAACAACAAAACACAGUAGAUACAUCCAAUCACAACAUUUGUAUGCCAUCAUCCUUGGCAAGUGAUAGUAAUGCUGUGUCAAAUAACGCCGCUGCCACUGCGGUGAAUAUAAUAAAUUAUCGAGAUGGUACAUUGUCUCCAACAAGUAAUCAACUGGCGCAAUGGUUUUCGCCUGAGCUAUUAGCGCAAGCAUCUGCGGGGAAACUUCCACUGCUCAAUAUGAAUCAAGCUCUAAGUUUAGAAGAGUUCGAAAAAAACAUACAACAUUCCUCAACAACGGUGCACAAUUAAUGCCACAAAUAACUUGGCAUAUUUUAUUUAAAAUUGUGUGUUAAUUGGGAAUCAGAUUAUUUUAAUAUCAUUCAAUUAAGUUCAUAUGCUUGCUUGGCAUAUUAAAAGACCUAAAAGUAUCCUUUAUCUAUUAAAAGUUAACCACAAAAUUUGAGCAAACAAAAAAACAUAGUUUUUAAUAUAAAACUAAUAGGAAAUAAAACUUUUACUGUAGCAUAUUCUCUUUUUAUCAUUAUUGUAACUAUUCUACCAUACGUUUAUCAAUAAGUAUCUCAAUUAUUGUAAAUGCAUUAUUUAAAUUGAAACG